Molecule: messenger RNA, 807 nt
Organism: Pyricularia grisea
Lineage: Eukaryota; Fungi; Ascomycota; Sordariomycetes; Magnaporthales; Pyriculariaceae
Exons: 1
Coding region: 1-807 (268 amino acids)
Biological process (GO): secondary metabolite biosynthetic process
Cellular component (GO): cytoplasm; nucleus
Source: RefSeq, a predicted model, not a curated record
AUGUCCUACACACCCAGUCCAACCCCUUCAGCGGACGAGGAGACCCUCGGGCUCCCCCGCAUCCUCUGUCUCCAUGGCGGCGGCGUCAACGCGGAUAUUUUCCGGUUGCAGAUGCGCCCCAUAAUCACACGGCUGUCAAGCCGGUUUCGCUUCGUGUUUGCGGACGGGCCGUUCAUCUGCCCCGCCCACCCAGCCAUCGGCGCGGUGUACGGAAACCACGGACCCUUCCGCCGCUGGCUGCGCUGGUUGCCCGAGCACCCAGAGAUCGACGGCGAGACCGCCUCGGAGGAGAUUCAGUACCAGCUCAGGACAGCCAUGGAGGACGACAACUACCGCGGCGGCAGGGGCGAGUGGGUAGGCCUUUUGGGCUUCAGCCAGGGCGCCAAAAUCGCCGCGAGCUUGUUGCUGGCGCAGCAGACGUUGGAGGCGGCAGGGCAGACGCAGGAUUGCAAUUGGAAGUUUGGCGUCAUCAUGGCCGGACGCGCCCCAUUGGUGGCCCUGGACGAGCGCAUGGGUUACAUCAAGGGCGUGCAAGAUGCGUCGGGGAUCGGAGCAGAGUUUACGGAUUGGGCUGGGAGUGACGACAAGGGCCAUAUUCUGAGGAUCCCGACAAUACACAUCCACGGCUUGAAGGACCCGGGACUUCAUCUCCACCGCAAGCUGUUGGACAAGUACUGCAUCCCAGAGAGCACAACACUAGUUGAGUGGGAGGGCGACCAUCGUCUUCCGUUUAAGGGACCAGAUGUCCUUGCUGUUGUGGACCAGAUAUCAAUCGUUGCCAGGAGCCUGGGGAUACUAACACACUGA